CCUUUUCAGUUGACCCCAAAGAACACCCCCGAGAUGGCAGAGGAGAGUAGCAGUAACCGAGAUUGUGAUUCCUUCAGCGUGCUCAACUGGGAUCAGGUGAGCCGGUUGCAUGAGGUCUUGACAGAGGUCGUCCCCAUUCAUGGACGAGGCAACUUCCCUACCUUGGAGAUAACUCUGAAGGACAUUGUCCAGACAGUCCGCAGUCAACUGGAAGAGGCCGGCAUCAAAGUACAGGACGUCCGGCUCAAUGGCUCUGCUGCGGGCCAUGUCCUAGUCAAAGACAAUGGCUUGGGUUGCAAAGAUCUGGACCUCAUCUUCCAUGUGGCUCUUCCAACCGAGGCCGAGUUUCAACUGGUCAAGGAUGUGGUGCUGUGUUCCCUCCUGAACUUCCUGCCAGAAGGGGUCAACAAGCUCAAAAUCAGCCCUGUCACUCUGAAGGAGGCCUAUGUCCAGAAGCUGGUGAAGGUCUGUACGGACACUGACCGCUGGAGUCUCAUCUCCUUGUCCAACAAGAAUGGAAGGAACGUGGAGCUGAAGUUUGUCGACUCCAUCCGACGCCAGUUCGAGUUCAGCGUGGACUCCUUCCAGAUCAUCCUGGACCCUUUGCUCAUCUUCUACGACUGCUCCAGUAGCCCCAUCUCUGAGCACCUGCACCCCCAGGUGAUCGGGGAGAGCGUCUAUGGGGACUUUGAGGAAGCUUUGGACCAUCUUCAGAAAAGACUCAUCGCCACCAAGAACCCCGAAGAGAUCAGGGGUGGAGGGCUACUCAAGUAUAGCAACCUCCUGGUCAGGGACUUCAGGCCUACAGACCAGGAAGAAAUCAAGACUCUGGAACGUUAUAUGUGCUCCAGGUUUUUUAUCGACUUCCCAGACAUCCUUGAACAGCAAAGGAAGCUAGAGACCUACCUCCAGAACCACUUCGCCGAAGAGGAAAGGAGCAAAUAUGACUACCUCAUGAUCCUUCGCCGGGUGGUGAACGAGAGCACCGUGUGUCUCAUGGGGCACGAGAGGAGACAGACCCUGAACCUCAUUUCCCUCCUGGCCUUGCGUGUGCUGGCUGAGCAGAACAUCAUCCCCAACGCCACCAACGUCACCUGUUACUACCAACCCGCCCCCUAUGUCAGCGAUGGCAACUUCAACAACUACUAUGUGGCCCACCCUCCAGUGACCUAUACUCAACCAUACCCAACUUGGCUGCCCUGUAACUAACUGUGAGACUUGGGGCUCCCUUAGUGGGAACCCCCAGAGGCUAGGGCUCUCAGGUAGGGGAGCCUCCUUCUAGUUGUAGGUGUUUGGCUUUUAAAGGGGAACUCAGCUCUGG
This is a messenger RNA of Suncus etruscus (white-toothed pygmy shrew), 1321 nucleotides long. RefSeq names its product terminal nucleotidyltransferase 5C (gene TENT5C). The record is from RefSeq and is a predicted model, not a curated record. The transcript has a single exon. Lineage: Eukaryota; Metazoa; Chordata; Mammalia; Eulipotyphla; Soricidae. Gene Ontology annotation, molecular function: poly(A) RNA polymerase activity; RNA binding. Gene Ontology annotation, biological process: mRNA stabilization. Bases 34 to 1209 code for a protein of 391 amino acids.